Molecule: messenger RNA, 945 nt
Organism: Elephantulus edwardii (Cape elephant shrew)
Lineage: Eukaryota; Metazoa; Chordata; Mammalia; Macroscelidea; Macroscelididae
Product: olfactory receptor 1020-like
Exons: 2
Coding region: 1-945 (314 amino acids)
Biological process (GO): G protein-coupled receptor signaling pathway; sensory perception of smell
Cellular component (GO): membrane
Molecular function (GO): G protein-coupled receptor activity; olfactory receptor activity; odorant binding
Source: RefSeq, a predicted model, not a curated record
AUGCGUGGUAGAAGGAAAACUCAGAUGACUGAAUUCGUCCUCCUGGGAUUCAGGGAUCAUCCCGAGCUGCAGUGUCUUCUUUUUGUAAUUUUCCUACUUGUCUAUAUGAUCACUGUGGUUGGGAACCUUGGCAUGAUCUUAUUAAUCAGCAUCGACUCACGUCUCCACACUCCCAUGUACUUCUUCCUCAGUAACUUGUCCUUUGUUGAUUUCUGCUACUCCUCUGUCAUAGCGCCCAAUAUGCUGGUGGAUUUCUGGGUCGAAAACCCAGUCAUUUCAUUUAGUGGAUGUGCUACUCAGUUCUUCUUUUUUGGUUCUUUUGCCGGCAUUGAGGGCUUCCUGUUGGCUGUGAUGGCUUAUGACCGCUAUGUGGCAAUCUGCAAGCCUCUCUUGUAUACAGUCCUCAUGACCCCCCGUCUCAAUGUCCUCUUGGUGUCAAUUACAUAUACUGCGGGCUUUAUAAACGCUGCCAUUCACACUGGACUCACCUUCCAGCUGUCUUUCUGCAACUCAAACAUCAUCAAUCACUUUUUCUGUGACACUCCGCCCCUCCUUAAACUCUCUUGUUCUGACACACGGAUCAAUGAGGUGGUUAUUUUUGCUUUUGCUAGCUUUAAUGAGCUGAGCUGUCUCCUGACUCUUCUCAUCUCUUACCUCUACAUUCUGACUGCCAUUCUGAGGAUCCAGUCAGCUGAGGGGAGACACAAAGCUUUCUCCACCUGUGCCUCUCACCUGAUGGCUGUCACCAUUUUCUUUGGGACAAUCUUAUUCAUGUAUCUGCGCCCCAGCUCCAGUUAUUCAAUGGACCAAGACAAAGUGGUGUCUGUGUUUUAUACCGUGAUCAUCCCAAUGUUAAAUCCACUCAUCUACAGCCUGAGAAACAAAGAGGUGAAAGCUUCCGUUGGUAAAAUCUUCAAAACUAACACUUUUAACUUGUGUUGUUGA